Messenger RNA from Morone saxatilis (striped sea-bass), 1270 nucleotides. RefSeq names its product nucleoporin 35 (gene nup35). Gene Ontology annotation, cellular component: nuclear pore central transport channel; nuclear pore nuclear basket; nuclear membrane. The transcript is spliced from 9 exons. The coding region runs from base 287 to 1171 and encodes 294 amino acids. Gene Ontology annotation, molecular function: phospholipid binding; single-stranded DNA binding; structural constituent of nuclear pore. Gene Ontology annotation, biological process: NLS-bearing protein import into nucleus; regulation of DNA-templated transcription; nuclear pore organization. The record is from RefSeq and is a predicted model, not a curated record. Lineage: Eukaryota; Metazoa; Chordata; Actinopteri; Moronidae.
AGUAACCCUGUUAGCUGCAGUGCUUUCAACCUUCCGUCAGCUCGCCACAGCGGCAGCUCUGAGCGCCAGAACGACUGCUGCGGACGGAGAUACCGGACUUUGGACCACCUAACAAUAGCUCUUCUAUGCUGUUCGGUAGCAUUUAGCUCCACUUAGGUAGACCUUUCAAUAACAGGAAGUUAGAUAGAUAGAUAGAUCAGUUCGCGCUGCUAGCAGCGUUAGCUAGCUGCCCACCCUCUGUCUGGCGUCACUUCCUAAUUUUGAAAAUCGCGGCCAGAAAGUAGAGAUGGAGUUACAAGUGGGAACUGAACCGAUGACCUUGGGCUCUCCCACCUCUCCCAAGCCAGCCUCUGGAGCUCAGUUUCUGCCCGGCUUCCUGAUGGGCGACCUGCCAGCUCCAGCUACCCCCCAGCCACGCCCCUUCAGCCUAUCUACGCCCAUCAUGGAGAGCACAGUAGGAGGGGGAGGUGGAGGAGGCUCCGCCCCGCAGCCUGUUGUCCCCACCCCCAAGGAUAAGAGUGGAGCCCCACCUGUUCGCAGUAUCCAUGAUGACCUGGUUACUGUGGUGACGCCCCUCAACACGCACAGGCAGUCUUUUCCAGUCAUGCAGUCUCCUCUGUCUGCACGUGGGGCCUCAACUCCAGGAACAGGUGUGCAACAGGUGUGCCUGUCUCCUGCUCAGGUGGAUCCCUUCUAUAGUCAGGGAGAGUCUCUGUCAUCUGACGAUCAGCUGGACCAGACCUGGGUCACUGUGUUUGGUUUUCCUCCAGCCUCAGCCUCCUACAUCCUGCUGCAGUUUGCUCAGUACGGAAACAUCCUCAAACACACGAUGGCGUCUCCUGGUAACUGGAUGCAUCUUCAGUAUCAGUCCAGACUGCAGGCCAGGAAAGCUCUGUCUAAAGAUGGAAAAGUGUUUGGUGAUGCCAUCAUGGUGGGAGUCAAACCCUGCAUAGACAAGAGUGUGAUGGAUAGCAGUGUAGCCAUCUCUUCUCCCCUCUCCAGCUCCUUCUCCUCCUCCGUCCUCCCCUCCACCCCUCGCUCAGCCAUCAGACCACUCAGCGCCGCUUACAGGAGCUCUGGCAGUGACUACCAGGUGGUAGCAGACAGACAGACACCCAGGAAGGACGACAGUUUUGUUUCCAAGGCAAUGGAGUACAUGUUUGGGUGGUGACAUUGCACAAUGCAUCAUGAGAUAUCUGCAGCCUCGCUGGAGAAAGGAGAAAUUGAUGAACAGAUGGAUGAACUGUUUCACUACACUGUGUGUGUGUGU